Molecule: messenger RNA, 609 nt
Organism: Emys orbicularis (European pond turtle)
Lineage: Eukaryota; Metazoa; Chordata; Testudines; Emydidae
Product: alpha-1-acid glycoprotein 1-like
Exons: 6
Coding region: 1-609 (202 amino acids)
Biological process (GO): regulation of immune system process
Source: RefSeq, a predicted model, not a curated record
AUGGCACUGGCCUGCAUUGCUAUUAUUCUUGGUUCAGCACAUCUCCUUACUGCUAAACCCCUGGAUUGUGAGCCUCUGGUUCCAGAAACCAUUGACAAUGCUACAAUGACCAAGCUGCUGGGCAAGUGGUUCUACAUUGCUGGGGCCUCACAGCACCCACCCACCCUACAGGAGCUGGAAUCGAUAAAGAACGCGUAUUACUUCUUGUACCCUAGCAGCCUUCAAGACAAGUUCCUCGUCACAGAAGUCAUGAGACUGAAGGACAAGUGUGUGGUGGACAACUCCAGUUACAUUUCAGUCAUCCGGGACAAUUUUACAAUGAUCCUGCACGGGCCAAAUGAAAGUGCCGUAGCACAACUUAUCAAGAGCAGCUCCGAAGACACUAUGACACUAUACCACAUUGAUGGGACCUACAAAGGGUUAUCGAUCGCGGCCCGGGCCCAAAACUUGACCACAGAGCAACUGGAAGAAUUCAAAACUCAAUUGGCAUGCCUUGGAUUGAAGGAAGAGGAAACAUUCUAUACUUCAGCGAAGGAUUUGUGUCCCAUGGAAGAAGAAACAGAUGACAAAAAGCACUCAGUUGAAGUGGUAGAACCAUCACUGGGGUAA